GCCGGGAAGGCGGAGCCAGCGGAGCGGAGGCUCCCGACAGCCGCGCGGCUCCGGGUCUGGAGCAGAGAUCCCGGCGCGCCCAGGUUCCUUCCCAAAGAGAGCUGGAGUCUGUGUUCGGCUGCCUGGGGGAGUGGCGGGGGGGGCACAACUAGAGGGAGCCAAAGGAAUCCACGGACAGAGCUCAAGAUCUGACCAGCGCAGACAUGCCAGUGCUGUCUGAGGACUCCGGUUUGCAUGAAACCUUGGCGCUGCUGACGUCUCAGCUCAGACCUGACUCCAACCAAAAGGAAGAGAUGGGCUUCCUGAGGGAUGUUUUCAGUGAAAAAAGCCUCAGUUACUUAAUGAAGAUUCACGAGAAGCUUCGCUAUUAUGAGAGGCAAAGUCCAACCCCUGUUCUGCACAGCGCUGUGGCCCUCGCGGAGGAUGUGAUGGAGGAGCUGCAGGCUGCAUCAGUGCACAGUGACGAGAGGGAGCUGCUCCAGCUGCUGUCCACCCCCCACCUCAGGGCCAUGCUCAUGGUACACGACACAGUUGCCCAGAAGAAUUUUGACCCUGUUCUUCCUCCUCUGCCCGAUAAUAUCGAUGAGGAUUUUGAUGAAGAAUCAGUGAAGAUUGUCCGCCUGGUGAAAAACAAAGAACCUUUGGGGGCCACCAUCCGGCGGGAUGAGCACUCAGGGGCUGUCGUAGUGGCCAGGAUCAUGCGAGGGGGCGCAGCAGACCGGAGUGGCCUGGUCCACGUCGGAGAUGAGCUCCGGGAAGUGAACGGGAUCACAGUCCUGCAUAAGCGGCCCGACGAGAUUAGCCAGAUUCUGGCACAGUCCCAGGGAUCCAUCACCCUGAAAAUCAUUCCAGCUACCCAGGAGGAGGACCGCUUGAAGGACAGCAAGGUGUUCAUGCGGGCCCUCUUCCACUACAACCCGAGGGAGGACCGGGCCAUUCCCUGCCAGGAAGCAGGCCUGCCCUUCCAGCGCAGGCAGGUCCUGGAGGUGGUGAGCCGGGACGACCCCACAUGGUGGCAGGCCAAGCGAGUGGGGGACACCAACCUUCGAGCUGGCCUCAUCCCUUCCAAGCAGUUCCAGGAAAGGCGACUAAACCACCGGAGAGCCACGGGCACCCUGCCAGGCCCUGAGAGCCUCAAGAAGCCCCCCUAUGAUCAGCCUUGUGACAAAGAGACCUGUGAUUGUGAGGGGUACUUCAAAGGACACUAUGUAGCUGGUCUGCGGAGGAGCUUCCGGCUGGGCCGCAGGGAGAGACUGGAAAGCCCGCAGGAAGGAAAGGUGUCUGCAGUGGCUGAGACUCUGGAGCUGCCGACCUACGAGGAGGUGACCAGGUACCAGCACCAGCCUGGAGAGCGGCCCCGCCUGGUAGUUCUGAUUGGGUCUCUGGGAGCCCGACUGCACGAGCUGAAGCAGAAGGUGGUGGCAGAGAACCCACAGCACUUUGGUGUGGCCGUUCCACAUACCACCAGGCCUCGGAAGAGCCACGAGAAGGACGGGGUGGAAUAUCACUUCGUCUCUAAGCAAGCAUUUGAGGCCGACCUACAGCAUAACAAGUUCCUGGAGCAUGGUGAAUAUAAGGAAAACCUCUAUGGAACCAGUCUGGAGGCCAUUCACGUUGUGAUGGCCAAAAACAAAGUCUGUCUGGUGGACGUGGAGCCGGAUGCACUGCAACAACUGAGGACCUCAGAAUUUAAACCUUAUGUUAUAUUUGUAAAGCCUGCAAUUCAGGAAAAAAGGAAGACGCCACCCAUGUCCCCAGCCUGCGAGGAUGCAGCGGCCCCACUUGAUGAGGAGCAGCAAGAGAUGGCCGCCUCCGCCGCCUUCAUAGACCAGCAUUAUGGGCACCUGGUGGAUGCUGUGCUAGUGAGGGAGGAUCUCCAGAGCGCACACAGCCAGCUCAGAGUGCUCUUAGAGAAGCUGAGCAAGGACACUCACUGGGUACCUAUUAGUUGGGUCAGGUAACUGCAUCCUAGAACAGCCAGGUUGGAGGGGACCUGGAAGAGCCCAGCCUCCCUCAUGUGACCAUCAAGCAAGAGGGGCAGAAUUUGCCAUCAACUCCAUCAUGAAGAAGAGUAUUUGGGGAAAAUCUUGCCUGUCAUUGGUUUUUGUCUCUUGUUUCACUGCACCCCUCUGGACCAGAAGACAUGAGUCGAAAGGGGGCGUACCACAAAAUAACACGUGUCAUUCAUUAAAGUAUCACAGGCAAGUUGACCCUGAUUCUUUGUACCAAA
Molecule: messenger RNA, 2230 nt
Organism: Camelus dromedarius (Arabian camel)
Lineage: Eukaryota; Metazoa; Chordata; Mammalia; Artiodactyla; Camelidae
Gene: MPP3
Product: MAGUK p55 scaffold protein 3
Exons: 20
Coding region: 204-1961 (585 amino acids)
Cellular component (GO): plasma membrane; cell-cell junction
Molecular function (GO): protein binding
Source: RefSeq, a predicted model, not a curated record